CCUCUCUAUGCAAUACUCUAUGAAACCCUCACUAUAAAUACACAAGACCCAUCUAAGCUUUCAUCACAACAAGCCUUCAUAUACCAAGUCUUCCUUCACAGAGAGGUCUUUUGAGUCCAUAAUAGAGUUGCCAAACAAACAGGGCACUAUACAAUGGCUCAUCAAACCAUGAGCUUUCUCAUUGUUGUAGCCACACUUGUGUUUGCUCCACUUUGCUUUGCUCACAACCUCUACCCACAGUUUUAUGAUCACUCUUGCCCUAAAGCAAAAGAGAUUGUGUACUCUGUUGUUGCACAGGCUGUUGCCAAAGAAGCUCGCAUGGCUGCUUCUUUACUUAGGCUCCAUUUCCAUGACUGUUUUGUCAAGGGGUGUGAUGCAUCAUUACUUCUAGAUAGCAGUGGGAGCAUAGUGAGUGAGAAAGGGUCGAACCCUAACCGGAACUCGGCUCGUGGGUUCGAAGUCCUUGAUGCAAUCAAAUCUGCAUUGGAGAAGGAGUGUCCUAACACUGUCUCUUGUGCUGAUAUCUUGGCUCUUGCUGCUAGAGAUUCCACUGUCAUUACUGGUGGACCAAGCUGGGAAGUCCCAUUGGGAAGAAGGGACUCAAAAGGUGCAAGCUUGAGUGGUUCCAACAAUAACAUUCCAGCUCCAAACAACACUUUCCAGACCAUCCUUACCAAAUUUAAGCUACAAGGACUUGACAUUGUUGAUCUUGUGGCAUUGUCUGGGAGUCACACAAUUGGAAAUUCUAGAUGCACCAGCUUCAGGCAGAGGCUGUACAACCAGUCUGGCAACGGCCUGGCAGACAUGACACUCGACAAAUCAUAUGCUGCCCAAUUGCGCAGCAGGUGCCCGAGAUCCGGUGGCGACCAGAACCUCUUCUUCUUGGAUUUUGUGUCCCCAACAAAGUUCGAUAACUACUACUUCAAGAACUUGUUGGCUUCGAAGGGGCUUCUAAAUUCUGAUCAAGUUCUUGUGACCAAGAACCAGCAGACAAUGGAGUUAGUGAAGAAAUAUGCGGAGAAUAGUGAGCUUUUCUUCGAGCAAUUUGCCAAGUCCAUGAUCAAGAUGGGGAACAUUUCUCCUUUGAUUGGUUCAAGUGGAGAGAUUCGAAAGAAUUGCAGGAAAAUAAACUCUUAGGACCAUAUAUAGUCCAAUAAAUAUUGAUGAACUUCUACUAUAUAUUUGGGUAUUCUCAGUUUCCUUUCUUUUAUGAUUUUUCUGUGAGAGAGUUUCAAUUGUAGCCACAGUUGUGAACUAGUGGUGGUAAUGCAAUAACAUUUUGGUGAGUGUUAUAAUUUGGGUGUUUCUCUUCAAUUAUGAUAAUUUCGGUUGAGACUUUAAA
Molecule: messenger RNA, 1342 nt
Organism: Camellia sinensis
Lineage: Eukaryota; Viridiplantae; Streptophyta; Magnoliopsida; Ericales; Theaceae
Product: peroxidase 72
Biological process (GO): response to oxidative stress; hydrogen peroxide catabolic process
Molecular function (GO): heme binding; peroxidase activity
Source: RefSeq, a predicted model, not a curated record